AUGUUUGUCAUGAUCAAAAACUGGCUGCUUGGAGCCACCGAAGAGAGCGAGUAUAAACUGCUGAGCACCGAGUGCAAGUCUGGAGGCGCGGAGCUUGAUCAGGUGUCAGGUGAUCUUCAGCGAAAGCUUCUCGACUACAUGAGCGGCGACAACGAACAAGGUGAGGUGAUGAACACACCUGUCCCCAUCAUCUUCACCGUGUUCCCGCGUGACGACGGCUCGUUAAACCGCCGGCUGGUCGCCGCUCUGCGUAUCCCAGUCUCCUUCCAGAUCAGCCCGCCCAACCCGACCGACUCGUCCAUUCGGAUCGAGGAGCGGCCCGGCAUGACCGUCUACGUGCUGCGCUUCGGGGGUUUCCCGGGAGAGAGCGAGUUUCGCGCGGAAGCCUCACGACUGACGUGUACGCUGGGAGACUCCGCCCCCUUCCUGCGCAAACAGUACCUGUGCUGCAUGUACGACCCGCCCAUCAAACCCUACGGCCGCCGGAACGAGGUGUGGUUCCUGCAGGACGAGCCCUGAAUCCCCCGCUUACCCAGAAUCCUCCGCGGCGUGUUGACUUCCAGUAGAGUAGAGGACCGCGAGGAAAACCUCUUCUUUUGUGUGAUUCAGACUCAGCUGCUUGAUGUCGUGUUAUUUUAAUAAACACUGGUUUAUA
This is a messenger RNA of Puntigrus tetrazona (Sumatra barb), 655 nucleotides long. Its product is annotated as heme-binding protein 1-like. Lineage: Eukaryota; Metazoa; Chordata; Actinopteri; Cypriniformes; Cyprinidae. Bases 1 to 519 code for a protein of 172 amino acids. The record is from RefSeq and is a predicted model, not a curated record. The transcript has 4 exons.